Rhodofomes roseus is the source of this 771-nucleotide messenger RNA. RefSeq lists its product as uncharacterized. NCBI's taxonomy places the organism in Eukaryota, Fungi, Basidiomycota, Agaricomycetes, Polyporales, Fomitopsidaceae. The coding region runs from base 1 to 771 and encodes 256 amino acids. The transcript has 2 exons. The record is from RefSeq and is a predicted model, not a curated record.
AUGAAUCCGCUCAGCAACAGCAAUGUGGAUUUGACAAGCACGCAUCAUUCUCAGGCAACCAUCCAGUCUCUACACCCAUCUCAGUCUCUGGAGAAUGGGUCAACCAGCCACUCUCAUGGGCUCUUGGUAACAUCUUCCGACGCUCGGCUCCUACAGCAGUAUCUAGACCAGCACUUCCCUGACGAAACCGACAUCAUCACUGCGAUUCAGAGUCGCCAGGAACAACUCCAGAGCAGCGCUAGCACCAGCCGUUCGCGCAGUACCCGGAACCGCCCCCUACCGCUGAACCUUUGGUUGUUCCGAUUCCGACAGCUCAAGAACAUCCUCUCGCAUUUUGGCAUCCCAGUCAACAGUCCCGUGGGCACCUUGGAGUUGCGUGUACAAGGGCAUUUGCCUCAGUCGGUGGGAUCUAGAGUUCAAGGACGGUCAGCCCGUGUGAAGUAUGAAGACAUAUAUGAAUGGGCGGGAGUGGAGAGAAGCACCGCAGCGAACAUUCGCCCUAUCUACCUGCAGCUUGAAGCCGCAUAUCGUGCAAACCAUCCUGUCAACCGCGCCCACAUCUUCGUCUCCUUACCUGAAGCCCAGCAGCACCUGAUCAAGCUUGCUGGCUCUAUCAUUGAAGGAAAAUUCUUUGUUGGGAUCGAAGACGAACUGGAUGCGGAUGAGCAGCUUCCUUGGGUAACGAUGAAACGGGAGACCUGUGUAGAGGAAUUACGUGUCUUUCACAAGACCUCAGGACAAUUUCUAAGUGAUGCUGUGAGCGGAUCUUAA